AUGUUUUUUAAUGGUCCGGUAGACACAACAUUAUACGAUAUUCUAAAAGUGAAACCCAAUGCUACCGACGACGAAAUCAAAAAGUCCUAUCGACAUUUGGCGAAGGAAUACCAUCCUGAUAAAAAUCCAUCCCAUGGUGAUAAAUUCAAGGAAAUAUCGUUUGCUUAUGAAGUGCUAAGUAAUCCAGAACGAAGAGGAGUUUAUAAUGCCAAAGGUCUCGAUGGUAUCAAAGAAGGUGAUAGUGGAGGUUUUUCCGGUGCCGAAGAUCUUUUUUCAACGCUGUUUGGUGGUGGUCCGCUUUCGUCAUUUUUUGGUGGUGGUGGUGGACGACGGAGAAAAAUGCGUGGUCAAGACAUGGCUCAUCCACUAAAAGUAUCUCUGGAAGAUCUCUAUAAUGGCAAGAAAUCGAAAUUACAGCUAUCAAAGCGAGUAAUUUGCAGCACUUGUUAUGGUCAUGGUGGUAAGGAAGGAGUAUUGUAUGACUGUCAAGAAUGUCGUGGAGUUGGUGUCAAAAAUAUUAUAAGAAAACUUGGUUCCGGUCUAAUCCAGCAAAUGCAAAUCCAGUGCCCAAAUUGCAACGGAACAGGAACGAAGAUACCGGAGAAAGAUCGAUGUAAAACAUGUCGAGGCGAGAAAACUGUUACUGAAAAAAAGAUGUUGGAAGUGGUAAUUCAAAGAGGAAUGCAUGAUGGACAAAAGAUCUGCUUUAGGGGUGAAGGAGAUCAAGAGCCGGGAGUUGAACCAGGUGAUGUAAUAAUUGUGGUGCAAUCUAAACCACACGAUAUUUUCCAAAGACAAGGCGAUAAUUUACUUAUUCACAAGAAAAUAUCAUUAAAUGAUGCAUUGUGUGGUUGCCAGUUUGUAAUCAAGCACUUGGAUGGUAGAAAACUGAUAGUAACUACUCGACCCAAUGAUAUUUUGGAACCAGAUUGUAUUCGUGGCAUUCGUAACGAAGGGAUGCCUAUAGCGGACAGUCCGGGUGCUGGGGGUAUUCUCUUCAUCAAAUUCAAAAUCGAAUUUCCGGAAGACAAUUUCUUGAAAGAUGAUUAUAAGUAUUUAGAAGCGCUCUUGGGCGGUCGCCCGCAAACAGGUCCGUUGCCGGAAGGUGAAAAUGUAGAAGAAGUUUCUCUGAUGUCUUACGAAGAGCGCCGCUAUGAAAAAAGAGGUCGUAGUGGUCCAGGUGAAGUGUAUCAGGAUGAUGCUGAUGAAGAAGACGAAGAAAUGAGUGGUGGCGGUGGCACACACAAUGUUCAGUGUGCCCAAUCAUAG
This is a messenger RNA of Acanthocheilonema viteae, 1269 nucleotides long. NCBI's taxonomy places the organism in Eukaryota, Metazoa, Nematoda, Chromadorea, Rhabditida, Onchocercidae. The record is from the annotation of a GenBank genome assembly.